Galendromus occidentalis (western predatory mite) is the source of this 2598-nucleotide messenger RNA. RefSeq lists its product as uncharacterized. Gene Ontology annotation, cellular component: microtubule minus-end. NCBI's taxonomy places the organism in Eukaryota, Metazoa, Arthropoda, Arachnida, Mesostigmata, Phytoseiidae. The transcript has 6 exons. Gene Ontology annotation, molecular function: microtubule minus-end binding; calmodulin binding. The record is from RefSeq and is a predicted model, not a curated record. Gene Ontology annotation, biological process: negative regulation of microtubule depolymerization; cytoplasmic microtubule organization. The coding region runs from base 1 to 2598 and encodes 865 amino acids.
AUGAGUUUCAUGAUUACGGCGUGCGUGCCAGCCACAGCGCCUCGGAACGCGCCGAGAUCGCGCAAGCCGAUCUUCAUCGAGCCGGACGAUGGAGUUUACGAGGAAUGCGUGCCUGGAGCCCAACUCCGACGUGACGAGCACGCUGAUUACAAUGCGACAGGUUGCCACAUCGGAUAUAUUUUCAAGAAGACUCUGCAGUCCUGCAUCCGGCCUCAAGGCGAGAACGACAAGAAGCUCGGCGGCGAGUACAAAAGCUAUGAAAGACCCGAAGAGACCGAAUCCAUGAUCCUGGACAAUGCCCUUUUCGAGCCGAAGCAGCCCCCCGAUUCCCUCGGCUCGGGCUCGGAUACUUCGAAGAUUUCGACUGAGCUCUCGCUCAGCAGUGAAUCCACGACCACAGGACCGAUGGCGAAGUUCGCACGAACCUCUUCCACUCGCAACACCGCCUCGAACUCUUCGGGUUCGGUUAAGAGCAAAAGUCCAUCACAUUACGGAAUGAGGCCGUCAGGCAGUCCCGAGCUGGACGCGAUUGUCAAUUCAAUCGGGAGCUCUCCCGGGGGCUCGCCGAACUCUCACAAUUAUUUCUCUGUGAACUCGGACGAUUACGAAAGCUCAACGCCGCUUCGGUCCAAGAGCAAUCCGGCGACGAACAGACGUCAGAUGGUGCCGAACAAGAAGCCAGAAAAAUCUGUUUCCCUUCCGCCGAGCGGGAAACUGUGGGGCAAGCCGAUCAAUGGGGACUGGAAAUCCUCUUUGAAGGAUCCUUUCCGGAGCAAAAAGAAAUUCGUGGCGCCCGCCUUGGAGAAAGUCUAUGAGCUUCCUGAGAAGGAAGCUCUGUAUGACAUUUCGCGAGAUCCCGUUCUAAACGACCUUGCCCGGGUGGCUCGAGAAGUGAAACAACAGGCCGCAAAGGACAAGAUCAGCCCCGAGGAAACGUAUCCCUCGACCGCGUUCGCUUCGCAAGCCUCGAUACGGAGCAAGUGCAGCGAUGUCAGUAGACGUUUGAACAGCUUCUCGGUCGCGGCGCGAUUGUCGCCAAUCAACAGAUGUGCCUCGAGGAACUACGAGAGUCACUGCAUGGACAACGCCAUGGCGAGCCUCUCUCUAUCCGACAGUUCUGCGGGCUCCCGAAAACAGCUGCUGUCCUCGCUGAGCUCGGAGGGCCAAUACAAGGCCGGUGAAAUCGAUAUUCGCGACGACGGAAUAAUCUACUCGAUAGAGAAAGUUCGCAAAAAAGGAAAACGCCCCGUCGAGAUGAACCCGGUGCCGCUCUGCGUGCCCGGCAUGCAGGGCUUCGUCCCGCCGUAUUGCAGGGUGAGCGCGGUCAGAGCGAGGCGAGCGCUGCUCAAACGCCACAACUCGAAAGCGUCUCGGGGCUCGAAAACUUUCUCCGACACGACCUGGGCCAGUUCGGAAGCGCGCCGCAAGCGGAGACUCAAGCCCGCGUGCAAGGGUCAGGACCACUAUUGUCGGGAUGUGAAAGUCACUCCGUGUGUUUCGACGCUCCGCAAGAAGAAAAAUGAAUUCGAACGGGCUCGGAAACGGGCGAACGUUGGCGCGAACAAGGGAGCCCGAAAGAAAGCAUACGUGUUCAAUUGGCUCCUGGUGAACCAGGGGGUGAUUGGGAAUCCCGCCGACAAAGAGCGCACCCGUAGACUGGCGAAGGAACGCAGCACAUUGCUGUGGCUGCUUAGCAAAGCGUACAAGGGGCAAGUGCCGACGGACCUGCGGAGCCCCCAUUAUAAAGAGUCAGGGAACCAGUACCGUCUAAAACCAGACAUCGUGGAUUUAUUGUCAUCAUGCAAAAUCUAUUGCAUGGUUCUUCGUGAAAUAUACGAUGACCCAUCGUACUUCGAGCUGUCAUUUGGUCAGAUCCUCAUCAUGUUGGCUCGGAAAGGCAUCGAGGUACAGAACUUGAAGGAAGGACUCAAGAUCACGCCGAGGAUCUUAGAGGAAUGCAGCCCUCUGAACAUGUCGGCUCACUUGAAUUUUGCUGACGCUCUCAUGGAGCUCUUCAUCCGAGAGAUCCUGAUUCCAUCGAAAGUCCAGCAAGUUGUCCAGCGCUUCGCGAAUCCUCACCCGAAAUCAGGAUCCGCCCCGUCAACGAUAGGAGACUCGACGCUUCAGAUGGACUCCGGGGAUGCAGCGCUUCUAUGGAUCAAUCGAAGUGCUCAGUCAUUGAGAGAGAAAGUUCACACGGAAAGCAGAGAGAUCCUGCCAAAGAUUGUUCAUAUCCAGGAUCUGACGGACCUCUCGGACGGUAGCGCUUUGGCUUGCCUCAUUUCCCUUUACUGCCCAGAACAUCUGAGUUAUUACGACAUUAACUUCUCGCCUUCGAUGUCUCUGGCUGACUCUCUCACCAACCAUCAUCUUAUCAAGGAAUUCUGUGAGAGGCAUUUGCCACAGGACGUUCACUUCAUUACGAUUGAGGACUUGCUGUUCCCACACGCGGCGAUCCGAACAAAUAUUCUUGUCUUCAUAGCAGAUUUGAUGUAUCUGUUCGAAAUCAAGCCGUGCAAAGUCGUCCAGGUCCCCGGCAUCGCACAGUAUGUCGUAAAACGCGAGUCAAAUGAGGAGAUUCCGAUUACCGCGCUGUAG